Symbiodinium sp. CCMP2456 is the source of this 1071-nucleotide messenger RNA. Lineage: Eukaryota; Dinophyceae; Suessiales; Symbiodiniaceae. The record is from the annotation of a GenBank genome assembly.
AUGCGUCGCCUAUCCUUGCUUUUGUUGACCUGGACAUCGGUGAGCCAGGCAUCACUGAUCGUCUAUGUGGGCUCGGCAGGCUGCGAUGAGGACGACACCUCUUGUCACGACAGCCAUCAACCACCCAGUGAGCUCUUUGCUUACGACGUUCUGAGAAAUGGGUUCGUCGUUCCCAAUCCGCAGUUGCAUGUUGACGUUGGCGGACUGCCUCUGUGGCUCACUGUCAUUGAGUCGGAUGAUCUCGACCAGAAGUGCAUGUUUGCCGCUCUCGCCAACCACCAGAUUCGGGUGUUGCAAGACCCGGGCUCUUCGCUGACAGCCUUUGAACCGAUUCAGUCCAUGCCAUCUGGUGGUUCAACACCGGUUUUCGCAAUCCCGAGCCUGGAUCAAAAGUUUCUGCUCGUGGCAAACUACAACUCCAACGACGAUCCUUCGGGCGCUGGCGUGACUGCUUUUAGGAUACAACCAGAUUGCCAGCUGACACCGACCAGCAUUGUCACCCAUCAGGGAUCCUCAGUGGACUCUUCUCGCCAGCUUGCUGCGCACACCCAUGGCUUGGUUAUGUCCUCCAGGCACAACAUAGUUUAUGCCUUCGACCUGGGCAUGGACGUGAUCUUUUCAUACAAGAGCCCCGCUUGCAAGAUGAGCUUAACCUCCGAAAAAGAGCUUGAUGAUGGCCGGUUGAGCCUUCGACAGAUCAACACAAUACGCCUGGAAGAAGCAGACGAAGACAGCAAAGCCGCCGAGAUCACAAUGCUGGCUUCCGGAACGACGCUAUAUGCUUCGAACCGGGGUGCGAAGGACUCGUCCAACACUGUCACUGCCUUCCGUAUCCUUGACAAUGGGCACCUGAAGGAGAUGCAGCAGAUCAAGGCUCCCGCGUAUCCGCGCGGAAUGACGUUGAUCCACGAUGACAGUAUUUUGCUUGUGGCGGGUCAAUCCAACAGUGACCUGGCAGUUUACAGAGUGCAAUCCGAAGGAACCCUCAGUGAGCAAUACACUCUGCGUCGAGGGUUGCCACCGCAGCCAGCAGCUUUUGCAGUGUUGCAAGAACCAGCUGGGGAAUUGUAG